CUUUCUUUCUCUGUUUCUCUCCCUUUUCCUGCCCCUCUCUCUUUUCCCCCUCUUUUCUCCGUCUCUGGUCUGAAAGCACAAGGUGGCUGACGGCCUCACCAUGGAUCCCAAGGAGGCCAGCGGGAGUGAGAAAGAGAAGGAAAAAGAGAAGGAGAAAGUAAUAAAGAGGAGGAACCGGCCUGUGUUCUUGCGUUACCUGGAGAGGAGAAAGACGGAUACUAUUGUGGCUGAUGACAUGGCCAAAGGUGACAUCAACCUGGGGACCCUGGUGAGGAGGAGUCAGUCUGACAAGACGGAGUACAGCGCCAAACUAAAAGAGAAAAUGACACCACAUGACCUGUCCACACCCCCGUCUCCAGCCGUGGACCCAGAGGAGGUCCGCUUGAGGAAGAUGAACCGCAGGGCAAAGGUGAUCCAGGAGCUGGUGCAGACUGAAAAGGACUACCUCACUGACCUGGAGCUGUGCAUCAGAGAGGUGGUCCAGCCUUUACGAAACAUGCAGGUUGUGGAUAUCGAUCGGCUGUUCACCAACAUGGAGACAGUGUGUGAGGUGUCUGCGGCACUCCUUCACAGACUGCAUGAGGCCAUGGCUGACCCAGAUCUAGAAGCGGUCGUCAUAGGAGACGUAUUCAUCCAGGCGAAAGCAGCUUUAGAAGAUGUAUAUAAGAUUUACUGUUACCACCAUGACGAUGCCAACAUGUCACUCAAAUCCUAUGAGAAAGAGGAAGAGAUAAAGCAACAUUUCACCACAUGUGUAUUAGCACUGAAGAAAAUCUACGACCAAGAAGGAAAACCUAACUUGCUGGACAUGGGUUCACUGCUCAUCAAACCUGUCCAGAGGAUCAUGAAGUACCCGUUGCUGCUUAGGGAGCUGUGGCAGGCCACGCCUGAAGACCAUCCUGACUAUCGACCGCUGCAGGAGGCGUUCACUACUGCCAAGAUCAUCAAUGUGAACAUCAAUGAAUUCAAGAGGCGCAAGGAUAUAGUUAUGAAGUAUAAGAGGUUGGAAGAUGAAGGCACACUGAGGGGCAAACUAAACAAGAUAAACAUACAUUCCAUCCGUAAGAAAGGCGACAGGUUUGCUGGUUACCUCAAGAUCCUCACUGGAGUUGAACCACAGGUGAGAGAUGAAGUAUUUGAUCGAGAGGAGAAACUGUUCAGGAGUCUGGAGAAGGCUGUGAGGCAGCUGGUCAAGAAUGUUCACUGUUACCUGCAGCACACUCAGGAGAUGGUGUCUGUGGCUGUCCAGAGUGUGCAGGACAUGGAGAAUAUUGUCAAGGAUCCAAACAAAAAUGGGAUAAACGGCUCAUUGCACAAUAAUGGCAAUGACCCCUAUAAGCACUUUAAAGACAGUAUGGAGCGCCUGGUCCUCGUUCCCCUCUCCUCCCUGCAGGGCAUGUUCACAGCCCCGCAGAAGCUCAUCCAGAAGCGUUAUGACAAAUUGCUGGAUUACUGCAGUCGCCUGGAGCGCUCUUCCUCCUUUUCAUCCUCAUCCUCCUCAGCCACCACCUCUUCUUCCGCUCCCUCACUGGUGUCAGAGGACCCGCCUGGUCCUGCCAGGAGAGACUAUGAGGCUAUCAAUGCCUUGCUAGUGGAGGAGUUGCAGAGGUUCAACAUGGCCGCCUAUACUAUCCUGACCAACUGUGUGGUGUAUCUUGUUGCCUUACUCAGAGAGCUGAUGGAUAGAAUACUACUCCGUGCUCCAUCCAUGCAGCAGCUACCAGUUCCAUUGUCAAACAUUGCUGAGGUGCAAAACAGCAUCAUGGAUGAGCUCAAUAAUCUGGCUUUUGUUAAAGAUAAUGCACAGAAACUGAUGGAGCGCAAAGUCAGCUUUGAGAGACGAGACAAGAAAACAACGAUGCUGGAGGUGCAGCAUCAAACUGAGGAGCAGCGUGCCUGGCUGCUGGCAGAAUACCCACUGAGCCGUCUGUACCAGCUGAAGAGGAAGUGUAAUGGCUGCCAGGAGCAGGACCUCAGCCUGCUGGAGGGAGAGCUGGUGGCCCUGCUGGAGGACACAGACCCAUUAGGCAGCAGCAGCCGCUGGCUGGUUCACACUGGAGGGACACAAGGCUACGUCUAUUCCACAUUCCUGAAGCAGUACAACCCUCUGAGGGACUCCCAGCGGGCAGGCCAGAUGGCCAAAGAGCAGCAACAGCAGCAGCCACCUGCCAUGGUGGACGACGACUUCGACGACAUCAGCCUGUUCGUGUCAGGCAGUGGCAGCAGCAGUCUGCGCAGCUUCAACCUCAACACCACCGACAGCAGCUCGACCCUCUCCGGUCUACAGGGGGAGCCGGAGAGCCCGGAAGACCUGGAGGACACAGUGGACACAGAGGCUCAGCAGUUUUAUGCAGUCUAUGCAUUUCAAGCACGCUGUGACCAGGAGCUGACCUUGCAGGAAUCCCAGCAUGUCCGCAUCCUCCAGUUCUGUGACCUGGGAGGCAACAAGGAGUGGUGGUUAGCUGAGGCUAACGGACAAAAGGGAUAUGUCCCUGCCAACUACCUAGGCAGGAUGUCCUAUGCCUAAAUAGAGGCUCUCUAUUCAGGUAUAGGAUUUUCACAAAACCAAUCAAAUCCAGAAAAUCAAACCCAGAACCAACCUGUGGCAUUUUAAACAAAACUGCUUGCUCUUUAAUAUAUUACAUAAAUAGUGCUGACUGUAAAACAUGUUGCAUUCCUGCUUGUGAAUGUCAAAGGAGCAAAUGAUGGAGACAAUCCCAGCUCACACAACCUGGACAGGUCGCCAGUCUAUCACCGGGCCGACAUAAAGAGACAAACAUCCAUUCAUACUCACACCUAUGUGGCAAAUUAGUGUCACCAAUUAACCUGCAUCUUUGGAUAGUGGGACACACACAGACACAGGGACACCAUAUAGUGGGGCCCCAGCCAGCCAGCAAGUUCAAACUGACAGAGCCUUCUUGCUGUGAGGCGUCAGCGUUAACCACUGUUCCACCAUGCCGCCCUCAAAAUGUAUCACUAGAUGUUAUUAUCAGAUGUCUCAUACCAAAAGUGUUGAUGUUGAAUCUUCUUUGCCUCUAGAGGAUCAUAAGAGGAGAGUGCACCAAUGGGACUUGACCAGUAAUCUGAUGAAUGUGGAUAAUGAUGGUGGGUAAACACAGGGCACUGUGCCAAGCACUUUUGUACUUCAGUGUUGUUGAGUUUAUAUUGAUAAUGAAGUAAAUUUUUAUAUGUGAACUGAUUUACAGAUGAAGCAAAUAUUAUAUGUGAAAUAAUCUAUUGAUGAAGCAAACGUUGUAUGUGAAAUGAUUUAUACAUGAAGUAUACAUUAUGUUUUAUGUGAAUGUAAAAUGAAGAAAUCUAUAAUGUCAUUUAUAUUUUAACAAA
Seriola dumerili (greater amberjack) is the source of this 3345-nucleotide messenger RNA. RefSeq names its product Rho guanine nucleotide exchange factor 38 (gene arhgef38). NCBI's taxonomy places the organism in Eukaryota, Metazoa, Chordata, Actinopteri, Carangiformes, Carangidae. Gene Ontology annotation, molecular function: guanyl-nucleotide exchange factor activity; protein binding. The coding region runs from base 101 to 2527 and encodes 808 amino acids. Gene Ontology annotation, cellular component: cytoplasm. The record is from RefSeq and is a predicted model, not a curated record. The transcript is spliced from 14 exons. Gene Ontology annotation, biological process: intracellular signal transduction.